GGGUAUGAACUCAGAACUGUAUCAAAAAUGUUAAGAAAAUAGAGUUAUCUGCCCUUUGUUUAUAUGGACCACAUGCUUCCGGUUUAAUUUUCCGAAUUUUCUUAAUGAGAUCGAAUGUCAACAUUAGAAGUAGAUCACUCGUCCCUCGACGUUGUAGCUUCGUGGUUUGGGCAAACAUUACCAAAGAAAAGAAAAAGUGAAGAUGUAGAGAUCAGUGAGCAAAACAAGAAAGGAAAACACAAGAAACUGAAUAAAGGAAGUCAAAAUGGGACGGGAACUUUGACAACGUCCGACCGUACUGUACACUCACGGGACAUAACGCCAGGGAAGGUCAGAACUCUUCCACAGGGUGAAGGUCACUCAGAGGAUGCGACAGAUUUAUCCGUGUCCAGCUUUAUACAGGGGAAGAUUAACAAAAAACUCCUGAAAGCUAGUCACAAGAAAAGGGAGCAAGGACUCUCCAUCCCAGGCAAAGAUAAGGGGGAGGUGGAUUUAAACAGGAAGAUAAAAAGACACGGUCAUGUGGGCCAUGACUCCUCGUCAGAGGGGGAAGAGGAGAGUAGACUGGGUCUGAUCACAGGGCAGAGGCCGGCUCAAAGGUCAGUGCCAGACUCGGCCAAGAAGCGGAAGCGGAAGCGCAAAAAGAAGUCAAGUGAAACAUAAACUAACCCGGAUUUAUCUGUUCAAAAUGUCGACUUAAUAAAUGUUCCUGCCUAUAUUUAGAAAAUCGCGCGUCAUGAAAAAAAGUGAAAUGUGUUGACUGAAUGAUAUGUAUAAAUUAUUUGUUGAAGGCUUAGAAAAAAUAAAAUUGUCAUU
Molecule: messenger RNA, 816 nt
Organism: Magallana angulata
Lineage: Eukaryota; Metazoa; Mollusca; Bivalvia; Ostreida; Ostreidae
Exons: 3
Coding region: 115-663 (182 amino acids)
Source: RefSeq, a predicted model, not a curated record